Messenger RNA from Colletotrichum phormii, 3780 nucleotides. RefSeq names its product P-loop containing nucleoside triphosphate hydrolase protein. The transcript has 3 exons. NCBI's taxonomy places the organism in Eukaryota, Fungi, Ascomycota, Sordariomycetes, Glomerellales, Glomerellaceae. Gene Ontology annotation, biological process: DNA repair. Gene Ontology annotation, molecular function: ATP binding; ATP-dependent chromatin remodeler activity. Gene Ontology annotation, cellular component: nucleus. The record is from RefSeq and is a predicted model, not a curated record. Bases 144 to 3587 code for a protein of 1147 amino acids.
CUCAUCAACCUGUCACUUGCAAAAUCCAAAUUGCUAUCUAUACUCAUUCCGGAGCAAGACUCACGCGGCCUUUAUCGAAUGAUUAGCAUUACUUCGCUUCUCAGUCAACCGGGACGCACUACGGUGGCGCGUCACUUCACCUGAUGGCGUCACCAUCGAGCUUCAUUCCUUUGGGAACCCUGGCCAUCACCAGAGAAAAUACAGAGCUCACAGUUGACGAGUGGAAGCUGUUGGAGAAGAGAUUCGGAAGAUGGGGCAUCAUUGCGCCGACGAAACCUGCCAAAGGCGUCAGGGCCCCCAAGCCGUUCGACGACACAGAAGACCUCUUCCUUUUGUCUGCGGCUUUCAAGAACUACAAGAACCUAGUGGCUGAGAAAUGGAUUCGAGUUCACCUGCUCAUUCGCUCGGAGGAUGGAGAACGCGGAACCGCAAGGAUUCAUGCCUUGGCUGACGACGUCGACAAUAAGGCCAUCGACCGAGAUCGCGCUAAGCUCAGAAGAUCACGCAGAGCUCUCAUUUCCCAACUCGACUUCUCUCGAGACGCCUGGUCCGGCCAUCCCACUUCGACCCCGACCACACUUGACCAUGUCUUCAGAGACGAAGAAGACGCUGAUGAUUCGACCUCGUUGCUCCAGAUGUUCAAUACCAUCCCUUCCCCGAACCCGGCGCCCCAUGCUCUCACCAACCCAUUUGAACAAGAUGCCAUCUACAACGUACUCGAAGGCAACCUCCCUGGCCUGAAUGAUACUUCGAAGCUUUAUGACUACCAGCGCCGUUCAGCUGCGGUCAUGAUUCAGCGUGAAAGUGAGCCCGGUCAAUUUCUUGACCCAAGACUUACCAAAGCAACCGACCAGAAUGGUGCGGCCUACUACUACGAUACUAGCUCCAGCGUGCUCGUCAAGGAACCAAGAUUCUACGAUGGUGUCAGAGGCGGCAUCUUGGCCGAGCAGAUGGGCUCUGGCAAGACCCUGAUCUGUCUGGCUGUCAUCUUGGCUACUCGACAUUUAUCUACCCGCACCCCCGAUAUCUACCAAGGAAGCGACGUGCGCGUGAGGCAGAAGAUUGGGUCACUCGCUGAUAUGGCCGCCUCGAAUGCCAACAUCAAGGGAGCUCCUUGGAAGGUCUUUUUCAACGUCUACAAUGCGAGCCAAGAGCUGGAGUACCACAAGUGCAUAGAAGCGAUCCGCCGCAACCCCAGCCGCUACCACGUCCCCGAGAUGGCUCCCAAGCGCCUUCGGCGGCAUGAAACCGCGGUUGGUAACCCGGCAAAGAAAGUCCGACAUACUCAUGCAUCCAUCGUGAUUGUCCCCAACAACCUGGUUCAACAAUGGAUUCAGGAGAUUGAAAAGCACAUCGUCCACCCAGGAAACCCGGCGGGUCUCAAGGUUCUCAAGUUGACUAGUCAGAAGGAGGAAAUUCCCAACUCUCAAGUCCUUGCAGCAUAUGACCUCGUUCUCAUCACACAGUCGCGGCUUGACAGAGUGUGGAGGGAAACUAUGAUGAUGGGAUGCCCGCUGGCAGAAGUCCACUUCAAGCGUUGCAUCGUCGAUGAAGGUCACAAGAUAGGUUACGCCAAGAUAAACAACAAGAGCAAUGUCCUCCUAGCCAUCGACGCACUCAACGUUUCUGCUCGCUGGAUCGUGACCGGUACGCCAGCCACUGGAUUAUUCGGUGUAGACGACCAACACUUCAACGGUACCCAUCCCGGUGACCAGGAUAAUGUCGACAAGGCGGCAGCCCUCGCCGAGGCGGAAAAGGGAGACCUGGAGAAGAUCGGAGCGAUAGCAUCGCUGUAUCUCAAUGCUCGACCUUGGUCCAAUAGCGUCCACGAAACAGGAGAUACGACCGCGGAUUGGGCAGUGUAUGUGAUGCAGCCGAAGCAUAGCGCCCGGUCAACCGGCCGCAUGGGCGUGCUGCGCGCUACAUUAAACUCUCUCAUCGUCAGGCAUCGAUUAUCGGAGCUCAACACCCUGCUUCCAUCAGUCAACGAGAAUGUUGUUGUAUUGGAUGGCUCCUACCAAGACAAGUUGUCGCUCAAUAUCUUCUCGAUGAUGAUCAUCUUCAACGCAGUCCAGUCUCAGAGAGUCGACAUGGAUUACUUCUUCCACGCGCGUCAACGCAAGGCUCUGCUUCAGUUGGUUCACAAUUUGAAGCAAUCCAGUUUCUUUGGUGGCGCCUUCUUCGCUAAGGACGAUAUACUGAAGGCACUCGAAACUGCAGAGACUUUCCUGCAAGAGAAGAAGGUACUAAUCAGUGAGAAAGACGAAGCUCUUCUGAAACAGGCCGUUGAAGUGGCCCAAGUUGCCAUUGACAGCCAACUGAAAGACUUUAGCAACAAGUACAACGAGGUUCCCAUCUUCAUCCGCGACUUCCUCCCCAAUGGCGUCGGCUCUGCCUGGUCCCUCGACGACCGCGACGCCAACCCCACCUGUACCGAUGCUGGUAUGGUACUUACCGCGCAGAAGCUGAUCGCCUCUGCCAUGGGUAAGCCUACGAAGCUGAAUAGUCUUCUCAACGGUCAGCUGGAGUUUGAGGGUCGCAAAGAGCAAGCCGACCAGAUCAUGUCCGGGGCACAGGGCGUCGCGACUGACCAGCGGCCGUCAAAGUCUCGAGGGGUUCUCGCUGGCAAUACGAAACUGGGAGGUGAACGGGUUCCUCGACAUCUCAAGUCGACCGCCUCGAAGCCAGGUGAUCCCGUACCCGAGCUGGAGCAACUUCCAGACGAUCUGAAGGAGGCGAUGCUGGUUUCCACCGUAUCAGCAAAGCUCUCAUACCUCAUCGACGCUGUGGUGGAGCACCAAGACAGGGAGAAGAUGAUCAUCUUCUACGAGAACGAGAAUGUGGCGUGGUAUCUGGCUGGUCUUCUUGAAGUGAUUCACGUUCGCCACCUCAUUUACGCCAGCAAGCUCACCUACGCCCGGAAGAUGGAGUAUGUCGACACUUUCAACCACGACCCCAAGACAAGGGUCAUUCUCAUGGACUUGUCACAGGCCGCCGUUGGUCUCGAUAUGAGGGCUGCCUCGCGAAUCUACUUCAUCAACCCCGUUCUGAACCCCCAAAUCCAAGCGCAGGCUAUCGGCAGAGCCCGGCGCAUCAGCCAGCAGAAACCCGUAACGGUCGAGACCCUCGUCCUGCGGGACAGCAUCGAAGAAGUCAUCAUGGAGCGCAAGAAGACCAUGUCGCAGUUCGAGCACUGGAAGUGCAAGUCCAUCCUGGACGACCAGCCCAUUUACAACUGGAUUCUGAACGCCGGCAUUAUAUCUCUUCCCAAAGACCAGAAGGAUCACUUGGCGCAGGCCAUUCCGCUGAAGCACCCUCGGCCAAUCUUUGGCAGCAAGUUUGCUGGCGCUCAGUCUUCGGAAAAGAAUACUCUGGCGAAUGGCACAGAGACGAAGGCGACGGCGGGCAAGGAUGAGCUGGUAAACGGCACACAUUUGAAUGACCUGAAGCGCUCACGCAGCCCCGAGUCUCAAGGCAAUGGAGACUUGAGAGAGGAACCCGCCAGACCUGCCCGCCGCCUGCGCUUCUCUACAGAGGACGAGGGUGUGAACGAUGAGCGGCCCGCGCCCCGGGUGCGAUUUUCAUAGGACUUUUCUGGACUCCAGGGUGGACUUGGCAUGACGAACGGCGGUUGAAUAUGGGUCUGAACCUCGUGCGGUAGAUCUGGGUGGCUGCUGUCUGCACGGGGGAGGUUUGUUGGAUUACGUUUGUAUAGCGCUCUAGAGAUACCAACUAAGCUGCACAUGGAUGCAGCAGGAAUAAGAAUCGUUUCUCCUACUA